AUGGUAAUUGGACAAAACAACAUUUGGGCGAUUGUGGCCUCCAGUCACAAGCACUCACCCAAAGCGGAGCUGGAUUGGAGCGAAAUCGAAGGAUUAUUUUGCCAGCAGGUUCAGCCCACUGGCUCAGCUGGAUCAUCUCCGAGAUUAGGCCGCAGUCCCAUUUGCGACAGCUCCGGUGAAAGAAAGCCUAGAAAAGAGGCUUCUGAAAUAACACUCCUGGAUGGCAAGAGGAGCUUAAACGUCAAUAUAUUCUUAAAACAGUUCCGAAGUUCAAACGAAGAUAUAAUCCAACUUAUUCGAGAGGGUUCGCACGACGACAUUGGCACUGAAAAAUUGCGAGGUCUCCUGAAAAUCCUACCAGAAAUAGAUGAAUGCGAGAUGCUCAAAGCAUUUACAGGAGAUGUUACGAAGUUAGGAAACGCCGAGAAAUUCCUUCUACAAUUAAUACAGUUACCGAAUUACAAGCUGCGCAUAGAGUGCAUGCUCUUAAAAGAAGAGUGGCCUUCUACCGCAGGUUAUUUGGAGAGUGCCAUAAAUGCUAUUCUAGUCGCUGGAGACGAUUUGAUGUCUUCAAGAGCUAUACAGGAGAUCCUGUACCUGGCGCUGAUCGCGGGCAACUUCCUGAACGCGGGCGGGUACGCGGGCGGUGCGGCGGGCGUGCGCCUGGGCUCACUGCAGAAGCUGCCCGACAUCCGCGCCAACCGGCCCGGGAUGAACCUCAUGCACUACCUCGCCAUGCAAGCAGAACGAAAAAACAAGGAGCUAGUCCACUUCGCGGAUGACAUUCGUGUGUUAGAAGAAGCAGCCAAAGCCAGCGUGGAACAGCUACACAACGAGAUAAAGACUUUGGAAUUGAGGAUCAAAACGCUCAAAAGAGAUAUCCAGCUGCCAACCACUCAACAAGAUAUAAAAGACCAGAUGGGCGAUUUCUUACAGGAUGCAGAAAGAGAAGUAUCUGCAUUGAACAAAGACAUGGAGGAAGUGGAGAGCAUGAGGAAACAACUGGCAGAGUUCUUCUGUGAAGAUCCAGUUGUAUUUAAACUCGAGGAUUGCUUUAAAACGUUCGUGUCGUUCUGCAGCAAGUUCCGCGCUGCGGUCGCGGACAACGAGCGGCGGCGCGCGCACGACGAGCAGGCGGCAGCGCGGCGCCGUGCGCGGGACGCGGCGCGCGAUGCUGCACGGACACGAGCAGCUGGCAGUAUGUGUAGCACACCGGUGUCAGAGUGCGAGUCGCUGAUGGAGUCCUUGCUUCUAGACAUCAGGAACGGGCUUGGUAGAAGAUCGCUAAGGAAGCCUUCGCACGAUCCAUCACCAUCUCCUGACGUCACGCCGACGGGCAGUCUGCGACGGCGCAGUCGUGCCAGCCCAGAUGACGAGGAUGGGCUGCUGGAGUUCCUGCGCCACGCCUCGCCCGCCGCCGCGGAUCUCCGCGAGCGCAGCGCCUGGGGCAGUCUCGACCGGUCGUGGUCACGGCGCGGGCCCGUGCGCGCGCGCCUCGACAUCCCGGAGGCGGGACGCGAGCGCGCGCCCUCCCCUGCGUCCCCCGCGCCGCCCGCCUCCCCCGCACCCUCAGCGCCGCCCGACGCAAUACACGCUGCGCCCGCCACCGCACCCGCUAAACCCAAAGAAUGGAGACAGAAAAUCGAGUCAUGGCUACGAGCGAACAGUCAGGAAGAAAAGCGAGACGCAGAGCUUCGCGAGCGUGCGAGGCGGCUACAGGCGAACAGGCGAUCCUUGGAAAACGACUCCGAGAGCGAACGCAGCACGACACUGGAGCCGCUGGCGGAAGGCACGGGGGAGGGUGGGGCGGACGCGCGUGCAGAGUGGCGGCCCGCCGUGCUGCCCGACAGCGACGUCGUGCGUGCGCUCGAGGCCGUCGAGGAUGUGCAACCACCGAAAAAGGACAACAGACUGCCGUGGAGGAAAACAGAAGAAAAUGAGGAGAUAAGAAGGCUACGCAGGCAGAGAUCUCGGCAGCAAAUAGAGGCACCAAAGCCUCUAGUGCCUAUCACCGAAGAAGAACGACGAAAAUUACCUGACAUCAAAGUUACCAGUGAGAAAGAGACAAGAAUGGAACGCACAGAUCGAAUUGAAAUUGAUUCCGACAACAUCGAAACUCCACCAGCUCAACGUAAACUCAUCAAUCCACCCCCAGAUAAGGAACCUUGUCGAAAAUUCCAACCAUCAACACCUACCAAACCAACUCUGAGCGAUAAAGCUUCCGCGGAAAUGAGAGACCUAUGUCAGGAGAUUUUGGGUGACGGACAAUUUGAUAGAUUCUCAGCAGCGAGAAGAACGAGACGCUACAAGAGAAAUACAGAGUCCAGUUCCCAAGAAGAGGAAAAGAAAGUUGAAAAUCCGACGGAAUUAGUUGCGGAAACGCAAGUUAUUCGCCCGUCAAUGUUAGAAGUUCAAGCGUCAUAUGUCGAUUCUUCAAAGGAGGUAGCAAAGCCAAUUGAAGAAGUCGUUAAAGACGAAAAAGAGAACAGACUGAAACGUUGGCAGGACAGAUUGAAAAGCCAAAGCACAGAAAAAACGCCGACCAAAGAAACAAAGUCCCUGCCAUACUCGCGAAUGAGAAGACAAACGUCCAUUAAUCAGGAAGACGUGCAAAAGGCGAUAAGGGAGCUUAAAUCGCCAACAGAGACCCCGACUGGUGUGUGGUCAAGAAAUACGUAUAGAAAUUCUAUGAAUGCUAAAUUGGAAAAGGCCCCUGUAUCAACACCGACGGAAAGGACCUCCUCUCCGCGAAUCCCAAAGGUCAAGAGUGAACACGAACUGAAUGAUGAAGGUUUCGAAGAAACGCAGAGUCUAAACUCUGAGAGUGCGUCGCAAGGUGCCUCAUCGGGCUGUAAUAUUGACUGUGAAUCUCCAAUACCGAAAACAGAAAAAGCACUUGCAGCUGCAAAGAAAGUUCCUACCAAAGAGACCAAACCACCCCCGCGAACUCCACUGGACCCUAAACGAAGCUUUGCGAAAAGGGCUAGCUCGUUAAGGGUAGAAAGGUCUACUUCCCGCACAUCCCUGCGGAGUUCUAGGAGUUCACUAAACAGUUCAGCGUCAGUUGCAACAGUGAAGAGAGCUCCUGCAGCUCCCGUGAGGGUCGCGCCCAAACCUGUUCCAAAGCCAGCGCCACGUAUGCCAGCAUCCCGUUCCUCAUCUAGCGGCAGUUCUGUUGGCGCGUCGAGGCCUCCAGUGAAAACCGUGCCGAGAACAUCGGGCUUUAUGAGACCUACCCAGGCCUCGAAAGGGAGAGGCACACUGGGUGUUACUCCCCAAUCCAGUGUAAGAGCCAGUGUCAAGUGA
This is a messenger RNA of Parnassius apollo (apollo), 3306 nucleotides long. NCBI's taxonomy places the organism in Eukaryota, Metazoa, Arthropoda, Insecta, Lepidoptera, Papilionidae. The record is from the annotation of a GenBank genome assembly.